AUGGGUGAAACAGCAAUGACGUCAUCAGCUCAUUCGCCGAAUUCAGUUUUGGAGCGAUAGUAAGUGAUUUGUGGGGGUUUUAAGGGAAAAUGUGUGAAAAUCGAUAUUUUCAGCACAAUUUCGCGACAAAAUUCGUCAAUCGGGUUUGAGAUCGGAAAUAAUGUUGUUUUGCACAUGGCAUCGCAUGAUGAGGAUGAAAGUGUGAGAGAAAGAGACUCGUCGAAUGUUCAUACCAAAAUUAUUAUGAAUCAUAAUUGUGAUGUGAGGAUUUUGAGGGGAAAGGGGUGUAGAAAUGUUGAAAAUAACGAAUUUUCAGUGAAAAUUAUUGAUUUUCAAUGAAAAUAAGCAAAUUUUCAAUCAAAAACUCGGGAAUUACUCUAAAAAUCCAAUUUUAACCCAAAAUGACCAUAUUUUCACCGAAAAAUCUCGAAUUUUGCAGGUCCGUCAAAUCGCUGGUCGAAUCCUGACCACUCACAAAAAAUCUCAUCGGUUUUCGGUCGAUUUCUGA
Caenorhabditis angaria is the source of this 508-nucleotide messenger RNA. Lineage: Eukaryota; Metazoa; Nematoda; Chromadorea; Rhabditida; Rhabditidae. The record is from the annotation of a GenBank genome assembly.